Pseudophryne corroboree (corroboree frog) is the source of this 4197-nucleotide messenger RNA. RefSeq names its product small conductance calcium-activated potassium channel protein 2-like. Gene Ontology annotation, biological process: potassium ion transmembrane transport. The record is from RefSeq and is a predicted model, not a curated record. The transcript has 9 exons. Bases 800 to 2524 code for a protein of 574 amino acids. Lineage: Eukaryota; Metazoa; Chordata; Amphibia; Anura; Myobatrachidae. Gene Ontology annotation, cellular component: plasma membrane; neuronal cell body; neuron projection. Gene Ontology annotation, molecular function: small conductance calcium-activated potassium channel activity; calmodulin binding.
GAUCUGAGAACUGACCUCUAUCCCUAUGGAAGGAGAGUUAUCCUCCGUGACCACACAUAUGGAAGUGACACUUCUUAAGUGUUUUGUCCAUUGCUCUGCGGGCACAGGGAACUGUGCUUCAGCAGCUCACAGCAUUGCUAAGUAGUAGCUCCUGUAUGCUUCCUCAGCCCAUAGAGAGGAGUUAUCCUCCCUCCCAGCAGUAGCACAACAUAAGGUAAUAGAACAGACACACACACACAAAUCAUCUGGCAGUAAAUGAGCCGUCCCUCUCAGGUAGAGCUGUGCGUGUGCCCGGUCUCCUGCGCAUUGUGUAGUCUGUAACAUUCCACAUUACAGCAACGUGCUAUACAUUACCUGCAGUAUCAAAUCUGCAGGAAUAGGGGGUGUCUACCAAAUCCCUCACAUGAUGCUCAAGUAGCAGAGAGAGCAGAGCAAGCCAAAGCCUCCCCCAGCUCCCCACCCAUGCCAGGCACGGCAUGUCUGCAGCCAGGUUACCCCUUGCCCCCAGCCGCAGCAUAUAGAGUCAUCCUCCUCUGUCUGGCCCGCUGGAUCGCUCAGCGUUACCCGUUCUAAUAGUGGGGGGGAGGGACUCGGGCUGGAGAGAGGAGACAUUGCAGCAUUGACCAAUCUACAAGACCAGGGUGGGCUCCUCGGCUGCGGCAGUGCGGCGAAUGACACGGAAACUUCUCUCGUUUCCACCCAAGAUGAGGCACCAGAAAGAGAUGUGAUUGUAAGGCAAUUAGCAUCCCAUGUCCUGGAGAAGUGUGCCUGCAUACUGCUAUACCAGAAGAUUAACCCUAUGUGGCUUGGUUUCCAGUUCGCAGCAUGGGGGAACGUUGACCUACAGCCCAUCAGUCAUGAUGGUCCUGGAGCAUCCUUCAGAGAGUCCAACCCUUUUUCGGACAUAGCCAUGAACAGCUGCAGAUACAACGGGGGUAUCCCAAGACCCCUUAGCAGCCUGAGCUCCUCCAGAAGAAACCUCCACGAACCAGACCCAGAGACCCAACCUCUGCAGACCCUGCACAGCCCAGGAAUUGAAGUGGUUGUAAGCAAAAACGAUCCCAUCAAAGCAUCACACCGCAGCCUACGAGGAGGGGACGAAGGUAGCCACCGGGGCCAAAAGAAGAACCAAAACGUAGGCUACAAACUGGGUCAUCGCAGAGCCCUUUUUGAGAAGAGGAAAAGGCUCAGUGAUUACGCACUCAUAUUCGGGAUGUUUGGUAUUGUGGUCAUGGUCACCGAGACAGAGCUGUCCUGGGGGGUCUACACUAAGGAAUCCUCUUACUCAUUUGCACUGAAAUGCCUUAUCAGCCUCUCAACUGCUAUCCUGCUUGGACUCAUUAUCAUGUACCACGCCAGAGAGAUCCAGCUUUUCAUGGUGGACAAUGGAGCGGAUGAUUGGAGAAUAGCCAUGACCUACGAACGGAUAUUUUUCAUCACCCUAGAGUUAACCGUGUGUGCCAUCCAUCCCAUUCCUGGACAGUACUCCUUUACCUGGACAGCCCGUCUGGCCUUCUACUAUACCACCUCUGUAGCCAAUGCUGACAUAGACAUCAUUUUAUCCAUCCCCAUGUUUUUGAGGCUAUACCUAAUUGGACGAGUUAUGCUCCUUCAUAGCAAGCUCUUCACUGAUGCCUCUUCAAGGAGCAUUGGUGCACUCAAUAAGAUUAAUUUCAAUACUCGCUUUGUAAUGAAGACACUUAUGACCAUCUGCCCGGGCACUGUACUUCUGGUUUUCAGUAUCUCGUCCUGGAUCAUUGCGGCAUGGACAGUUCGAGUUUGUGAGAGGUACCAUGACAAACAGGAGGUGACCAGUAACUUCCUGGGUGCCAUGUGGCUCAUUUCAAUAACGUUCCUGUCCAUUGGUUAUGGAGACAUGGUGCCCAAUACAUAUUGUGGAAAGGGAGUCUGUCUGCUGACUGGCAUCAUGGGUGCAGGCUGCACAGCUCUGGUUGUUGCUGUUGUUGCGAGAAAGUUGGAACUCACCAAAGCUGAGAAACACGUACACAACUUUAUGAUGGACACACAACUUUCAAAGCGGGUGAAAAAUGCAGCUGCCAAUGUGCUCAGGGAAACGUGGCUCAUUUAUAAACACACAAAACUCGUGAGGAAAAUCGACCAUGCUAAAGUACGCAAACAUCAACGCAAGUUCCUGCAAGCAAUUCACUUGUUACGCAGUGUGAAAAUGGAGCAGAGGAAGCUCAAUGAUCAGGCCAACACUCUGGUGGAUUUAGCAAAGACACAGAAUGUGAUGUAUGACCUAAUGUCUGAACUUCAAGAACGUAAUGAUGACCUUGAGAAGAGAAUUAUGACCCUGGAAACCAAGAUUGACUCCCUAAAUGGCUCUUUACAUGCUCUUCCGGGGCUAAUUGCUCAGGCUCUGCUCCGAGAGCAGGGAGAACUCUUCCUCCUACGUUCCCAUAGACCCUUCCCUCCAUCUAACAGCUCGGACAAUUCAUGGAGCCCCCCAAGGAGACGUACCUCUCCUUCCACUGCCCCGCACACCUCUUCAGACAGCGGCUGAGGAGGGAAGAGGACAGGUGGAGACCAGGGUGGGAGUGGUGGAGUGAGGACUUAACAAGCUCACCUUUUAUCCAUAGCCACUAUGUGGUUUGAUUAUGUCAGCUUUUUUUCUUAAAAGCCUUGGAUAUUUGUUAACCCCUGAGGGUUCUUUGAAAAUGCUGGAGUGAAAGUUCUAUCAAAAAUGAAAAAAUAUAUAUCUAAAAAUGUUUGUGUAAACACGCACACGAGAGUACGCGCAGUGGCGCGAUUAUCCCUCUCUCUGCCACAGGCUGACCCUGUGCAUUGAUGGGGAGUAGUCCAGUCUAGAUAGGUUUCUAAAUCAGUCUGCUAAAAACUGUCCCAAAUUGUAUUUAUUUUCUUUAAAAGAGUUUUUAGGGCUGUCUGCCUUGUGUUUUCUUAUUAAUAAGACAAACACCUCUGUUCCUAGCCUCGCAGCUUUGAGUUUUUAAAUAGUGAUUGGCAGUCAGCCAUAUUUUUUUAAAAACCCCUGUCCAAAGAAAUGAAAUAUUAUCAUAAUUAAUAUAUUUUAAAGAGCCACAUAUGAAUGGGGUGGGACUGCAUGUAACCUUUGAUUGUCAGAGGGAUUUGCAACAUUCAUUGGACAAGAAGGGGUUAAGUCGUAAGUGGGCCUUAAGUUGGUCUUCAAUGUACGUGUGUGUGUGUUUACAUGUAUAUGUAUAUAUAAAUAUAUCCAUAUAUAUUUAUAUAUAUAGAAGUAUACAAGAGAGAAAACCUGUAUUUUUUUAAACUUGCGUUACUGGAGUGGUGUAAUAUGUACCAGUGUUACUGCCCCACUGGGUGGCAAGAAAUUUUGUAGAGGGGCCUAGGUGGAUGGUGUAUGAGAUUGGCAUCUGGUUCUUUAAAAAAAAUAACUAUGAGAUCUAUUCAGGAAGCAGUGAAAAGAGUAGGGAAAUGAGCCAGUGAAGUGGAGGCAUCAGCUGCUACGUAUAAUUUUAUAGAAUGCACUUGAUAAAUGUUACAUCAAAACUGUGUGGUUGCUAUGGGCAACUUUUCCACUGGCUCACUUGUCUACUCUUUCACUGCUUCAUAAGUAGAGCUAAUAAAGAGAGUAUUAAAUAGUAAAGAAAUGCUGAAUCACAAUAUACUCUACAUUUAUUGUAUUGAUUUCAAGACAUUUCUAUCCAAACUUUGAGGAGGAGGGCAUGUGAUAUAAUACAUUAGAUGCUAUCAAGGUCCCCAUGAUGUUGGUGGCCACUAAAAAGCCAAUUUGACAACCCUGUCAUUAGCAACCUACAAAGUGAUCUAUAGACUAGAACGGGCAUGUCAAACUUGUGGCUCUCCAGCUGUUGUGAACCUACAAGUCCGAGCCUACUUUACCAGCUGAUCAGUGUCAAGUAUGCUGAGACUUGUAGUUUCACAACAGCUAGAGGGCCACAAGAUUGACAUGCCUGGACUAGAACCUAUUAUCUCACAUUGAGCGAGCUGUCCUAAGCCUUGGAUGGGGGGUGCAGUGGAAAGAGAUAAAGUACAAGCCAAACAGCUCCUAACUGCCAUGUUACAGGGGGUGUUUUAAAAUUGGCAGUUAGGAGCUGAUUGGCUGGUACUUUGGGGUCUAUUUACUGAACAUUGGAUGGAGAUAAAGUGGACGGAGAUAAAGUACCAGACAAUCAGCUCCUAACUGUCAUUUUUCAAACCCUGGGGCAGAUGUAUUAA